Molecule: messenger RNA, 1013 nt
Organism: Rhizophagus irregularis DAOM 181602=DAOM 197198
Lineage: Eukaryota; Fungi; Glomeromycota; Glomeromycetes; Glomerales; Glomeraceae
Molecular function (GO): protein binding
Source: RefSeq, a predicted model, not a curated record
CAAGUAUCAGAAUUUAUUGAAAUAUUAGAAGUUGGAGGGGUUGAUCAUGAUAUGGAAGUUAAAGCAUUAGGAGUUUUAAUUAGAGCACAAAAAAGAUUAAAAAGUUUUAAAUAUACAUGGGAUCAUCAAACAAAAUUACAAAUUGUAUUAUCAGAAACUCUUUUUACACUUAAAUCUCAAGCAAAAUCAUUAAAAUCAAUACAAUUUGAAUAUUGUAAUUUUCAACAUUGUGAAUCUAUGGAAUCUUUAAUAGCACUUGAAAAUUUAGAAUAUUUACAAUUUAUACAUUGUAUAUAUAUAGGUGAUAAAAUGAAAUCUUUAUCUUUAGCAAAUUUUUCAAAUUUAAAAUAUCUUGGAUUUUAUACUAAUUAUAUAGAAUCACCUCGUUGUUGGGUAUGUCCUGAUGAUGUAGCAGCAUUAAUCGAAAAUUGUCAUAAUAGUUUAGAACAAGUUAUGUUACCAAGAACUGGAAGUUGUACAGUAUCAUCUAAUAAAUUAGUAAAAGCUCUUAGAUUAUGUAGAAAGAUUAAAGAUUUAAAAGUACAAAUGGGAGAAGGAGAUGCUGAAGAAUUCUUGGAAUUUUUAAAAAAUAAUGAUAAAUUAGAAAAAGCAACAUUAAUUUGUUAUGGGGAUUCAAAUAUUGAAUAUUUUUUUACGAAAACUAUAAGACAAUGGCCAGAUACUUUAUCAACAUUAAAUUUAAGAGGACAAUGGAUUAUUUCUCCCGAAUAUUUAAAAACAUUUUUAAAAGAAUGUAAAUCUUCAGUAAAACAAUUAGAUUUACAUUCUUCUCAUAUAACAGAUGAUCAUGUUAGAGCUGUAAUUGAAUAUAUUAAAGAAAUGAGGGAUGCGAAAAAAACUCCAUUAAAUAGUUGUUUAAUAUCUGGUGAUCAAAUAUCUGAAGAAGGAAGAAGGAAAGCAAGAAAUUUUGUAAAUUUGACAGGAAUUUUUCUUUGAUAACCAUAUUACAGUAUAUAAAAAAUUUUAUUACCUUUUCAACAAAAUUUUUAACC